Molecule: messenger RNA, 700 nt
Organism: Gastrolobium bilobum
Lineage: Eukaryota; Viridiplantae; Streptophyta; Magnoliopsida; Fabales; Fabaceae
Exons: 1
Coding region: 198-563 (121 amino acids)
Source: RefSeq, a predicted model, not a curated record
CGAACCGAAGCACUUAAUAUUUUAAGGCCCCCGCACACAUAGUCAUAACUCAUAAUAGACUCAUAGUCAUAGAAACAAUAAUACAAACACUUGGUGCUUGUUGGUUAUAUACUUACUUAUAUCAGUUAUAUACCCCUCUCUCUCUCUCUGAGAAGAGAAAGUGAGAAACCAAACCCUUUUUUUAUUUUCCGAAGAAGAUGAUACAAGAAAGACAACAAGGUGCAGGUGCACCACAUGGUAUCCUUCUGAUAAUAGUGGUAGCAAUUGUGGUGAUUGUGCCUUCUCUUAUUGGGGAUCAGGGAGAAGCCAUAACGGGAGCAAUAUCGGAGCUUCUAAGCCCACUGGGUCUCAUCCUCCUUCCCAUCGUUCUUCUCCUCACCAUCCAGUUCCUCUCCUCCGAUCGUGGCUCAUUCAUCGCUACCCUUUUCUCCACCGGCGAACCCGACAGCAUCCACCGAGUUAGCGGGUCACCCGUCGGCGUUGCCCUCUUUCUCCUCCUCAUUCUGUUCCUUUUGUACAACCGGGUAUCCAUCUUCGGCGGCGGCGGCGAUUCCGACGAAUGAAAGUCAAAAUGUUUUCCAGAUCUGGGUCUACCAGUUUCUUUUUUUAUUUUAUUUUAUUUCUCAUGUAUGAACUUGGAAUUGUGGGGAUGUGCUAAUUGCGAGGUUAUUGUAUUUAAUAAACGAUUACAUAGAAUUGA